This is a messenger RNA of Pangasianodon hypophthalmus (striped catfish), 10667 nucleotides long. RefSeq names its product crumbs cell polarity complex component 1 (gene crb1). Gene Ontology annotation, biological process: heterophilic cell-cell adhesion; establishment or maintenance of epithelial cell apical/basal polarity. The record is from RefSeq and is a predicted model, not a curated record. Bases 636 to 4388 code for a protein of 1250 amino acids. Gene Ontology annotation, molecular function: calcium ion binding. The transcript has 12 exons. Gene Ontology annotation, cellular component: protein-containing complex; plasma membrane. Lineage: Eukaryota; Metazoa; Chordata; Actinopteri; Siluriformes; Pangasiidae.
UUUGCCACCUGUGGAAUCGAUUUAGUAUCGAUACCGAGCUAUUAGAUCCUAGUAUCGUACCGAAGACAAAAUUGUGGUGUCGAGCCAUAGUGUGUGUGUCUGUGUGUGUGUGUGUGUGUGUAGGGCUGUGUAGCAUGUAACACUGCACUGUGUGUUUAAAGGCCAGAAAGAAAUAAACGACUAAUAAGUAUGGAAGUUAUUUUCCGGACAAAUUUCUUGGGUUGUAUUCUUCACUAUUAUUAGUUAUUCUUCACUAUUAUUAGUUAUUCUAGCGUUCUUUUAUAUCAAGCUCCAAAAUUACCCGGUCGCGCGCGCACGCACACACACACAAACACACAUAACACACACACGCACACACACAACACACACAAACACACACACACACACACACACACACAUGCACACACAGACAAAACACAUAUGCACGCACACACACACACACACAUAACACAACACACACACGCACGCACACACGCACAUAACACAACACACACACGCACGCACACAUGCACGCACGCACACAGACACACACACAUACACGCACACACACAUAACACAACACACACACAUGCACGCACACACACUCACACACGCACACACACACUUAACCAUGCACAUCACAAUGGUUUCUCAGCAUGGACUCGGCAUUUUACUUCGUCUGCAUCUUCUUUCUUGCGCAGUGGACAGAAAGUGUAGCACCACUGAAGGCCUUGUCUCUCUGUCUGUCCAAACCCUGCCAAAAUGGUGCAGAGUGUGAAGACGACCCCUCCAGCUUUCUGUGCCAGUGCCACUCAUGGAGCAGAGUGCUGUCCAGCCUUAAGUGCACCUCCUCCAACACGCUGUGCCACCUUCCUAUGUGUCAGGGCAACAUCACAUGUCAGCCUACGGGUGCCCGCCCUGGGGAAUUAGCUUGCCACUGUGGGCACGGCACAUCUAGACAUAACUGCCAUUCCAGCGCUCAGCUUUGUGCCCAGAGAAUGUGCCGCCAGAGUGCCCGUUGUCUUGCAGUGCCACAAAAGAGCCCAGGCUACAUCUGCAUCUGUCAGCCAGGCUACACUGGCACGCUGUGUCAGCGAGAGGUAGACCAGUGUGUGCCCAACCCGUGCCGUAACCAGGCCAUAUGCCGUAACAGGCCAAAUGGGCCUACUUGCUUCUGUGUGCCAGGCUUCCAGGGCAAUCGCUGUGAGAUUAAGGUGAAUGAGUGCACAUCACAGCCCUGCACGAAUGGAGCUACUUGCGUGGACCAAAUUGGAUAUUAUGAAUGCCUCUGCAGGCCAGGGUACACAGGUGCCAGCUGUGAGGUCCAGAUCUCCGUGUGUCAAUCCCAGCCUUGCCUUCAUGGUGGACAGUGUCAUGACCACAUCAAUAGCUACUCAUGCACCUGUCCUGCUGGGUUCAAGGGGCACCGCUGUGAAAUUGAUGUUGAUGAUUGUAGAAGCCAGCCAUGCCAGAAUGGGGCUUCAUGCAGUGAUGGACUGAAUACGUCCAACAGCUACAGCUGUGACUGCUCCCAGAAUGGCUUCUCUGACUUGCACUGUGAGGUCCCUCAUCCCCCGUGCUGGUCUCAGCCCUGCUUCAACCAUGCCCUGUGCCAUGAAGAGGGAAACAACUACACCUGCAAAUGUUUGCCAGGAUUUGAGGGGAAACACUGUGAGCUGGAUGUGAAUGAAUGUAGAAGCAGUCCCUGUGUCAACGGAGCCACAUGUAUUGAGCGCUCCUGGAAAGCACAUUAUGGAUUUGAAACCUUGCUGCCUGAAUAUUAUGACCCCAGACAUGCUGCUGGUUAUGUAUGCAGGUGUCCACCUGGACUCACAGGUGCAUUGUGUGAAGAAGACAUUGAUGAUUGUGCUUCUGUUCCAUGUCACAAUGGAGGGUCAUGCCGUGACUCUAUAAACAGCUAUAUCUGCAUCUGCUCACCUGGCUACACUGGUGUUCAGUGCUCAAUGAGUACAGUUUUCUCAUUCAAGUCCGCUGGCAACCACCUGAGCUUUCAAUCGGUGCUUGUGGAUGCCGAGGCUUUAUGGAACGUUACCCUGAGCUUCCGUACUGAGUUGAAAAACACUGUACUGUUCCGGAGAAGAAGCAAAGAAGCUAGCAUCAUUCUGGAGCUGCUGGAGGGUCAUUUGCAGGCAAGCUUAAACUUAGGAAAAGAAGCAAGUGUGGAUGGUGCCAGCUGGGUACUGGAACUGCCUAAAGAAGUGGCUGAUGGAGACUGGCACACAGUGGAGGUGGCACUGGCCAAGGGCAGGCUGCUCCUGCUGCUCCACAAGCAGUGCCAGGGAGAGAACUGUGGUGCAGAGGCUCAGCUGAAGAUAGACUCUAUUACAUGGGAGUCUUCAGUACACACCAUUGUGAUUGGAAGCCAUGCAGAGGGAGAAAAUUCUGGCUCAUUUAUUGGCUGUAUGCGGGACCUUUUUGUGGACUCACAGCUGAUUAUACCAGAGGAGUGGCUAAAUGCUAUCGUUGUGAACAUCACACUCGGAUGCGAUCGUUGCUUAGACAAUCCAUGUAAAAAUCAAGCUACAUGUGUCACACUGGGGCAGAGCUACCAGUGCAAAUGUCAGCGGCCGUAUGAGGGUCAUGAUUGCACUGAGGAGUAUAUCCCGGCAAGGUUUGGUCAGGAGGACUCUUUGAGCUAUGCUGUUUUCCCUGUGAACAAUGAGUUGGAUCUGGUCAGUUUCACCCUCUCAAUGUUUUUGCACACUCAUCGAAAGUCAGGUCUGCUGCUUGCAGUGACCAACAGGACCAGCCAGUACCUGAAUGUGUGGCUGGAACAGGGGCGACUCACAGUGCAAAUCCACAGUUCCCAGACUGUAGCUUGUGAGAAUGUUGUUAAUGAUGGCUAUCUCCACCUGGUUGGCAUCUCCAUCACUGAGGGCCAGAUAAGCCUGCUGGAAUCUGAUACGGUGUGCGCAUCUGUGGAAGCCAGCCAGAUUUAUAUUCGCACUGGGGACAAAAUCUAUGUGGGCGGUAUGGAGGAUGCAGACGUCUCAGCUCGAUUUGGUGGCUACUUUAAAGGCUGCAUCCAGGACCUUCGUCUUAAUAAUUGGCGUCUGCAGUUUUUUCCUUUUAGUGUUCCUGUGACCUUCUCCAGCCCAGAACGCCUGGUUAACGUAUUGGAAGGCUGUGUUGGGGAUGAACUCUGUGCUAAAAAUCCCUGUCGGAAUGGUGGGACGUGUGUUUCACUGAGGGACAAUUUUUCAUGCAUUUGUCCCCCCAGCACAUCAGGAAGAUACUGCAAGGAUGUUCGGUGGUGUGAGCUCUCACCAUGUCCUUACCCAUCAAAGUGUAUCACAGUCGGACUGGGCUAUGAUUGUAUUUCCAGUGUAACUUUUCAGAAUGAUGUCAUUCUGAGGUACCGCAGCAAUGGCCUGAUUUCCCGCCAUCUCACCAGCAUCUCCUUCAGCAUUCGCACACGCAAACGCAACGCAUCUGUGCUCCAUGCCAAUAGCAGCACAGAUUUUGUGACUGUGUCACUACUAAAUGGUCUGUUAGUGAUGGAACUGCUUAGCAUAUCUUCCGGCUUAUCCUCUUCCUCCCCACUAAUUAUGCAUAGUACUAGACCUGUAGCUGAUGGUAAAUGGCAUAAUGUGGAGCUGUUCAUGGUUUCCCCCAAAGUCAACACUUCCAAGUGGAUCAUGCUUUUGCAAGGCAAUGUGGAAGACACUGUGACUUCCAAGUUGGAGUCUGGUAACCUGGAUUUUUUGCGAGAAGGUGUGGACAUCUUGCUUGGAGGGCAGAGCUUCAGACUGGCAGACUGGAACCUGAUUGGCUGUCUGAGCACGGUGGAGAUUGGUGGAAUAGUAUUGCCAUAUUAUGGUGCCACUGAUGUGAGGCUGCCCCGCACACAGGAAGAGCAGUUUAUUAAAAUAUCUACAGUUUCACUUCUGAGAGGGUGUAAAGGCGAUGUGGUGGCAUCCUUCAUAAACAUGCCAGACCCCCUACUCCCUGUGUCCAUCUGUAGGGAUGAAAAAUGGAACUAUAAAUGCUUCAAUGGGGGUAACUGCACUGAGACACACUUGAUGUGUGACUGCCUACCAGGCUUUACUGGACACUGGUGUGAGCAGGAUCUAGAUGAGUGUGUGUCCAACCCAUGCUUGAAUGGAGGCUUCUGCUACAACCUGGUCAACAAAUUCUACUGUGUGUGUGCUCUGAGCUACACAGGUGACAACUGCCAGAUUGAUCUGAAUGCAGACAGCAUGGCACCUAUUUUUUUGAGCUUGGCAUCUGUGGUGUUUUUCCUGGCUAUGAUAAUGGUGACUCUCAUAGUAGUACUGAAGCGGAGAGCUACACAUGGCACCUACAGCCCAAGCCGACAGGAGAAGGAUGGGUCGCGUGUAGAGAUGUGGAAUAUUGUGCAACCUCCGCCUGUGGAGAGACUCAUCUGAGCCAUCUCUCUGUCCACAAUGUUUGGGUUGUACAUAGUGUAGGUAACAGGUGCAUCACCACUCAUCCACAAGGUUUCAUCAUAUAUGAUGAAACUGAUAUACAUGUAUAUCAUGAUACUGAAGAUGAAUCAAUGGUGAUUGAAUGAAUGAAAUGUCUCCCAGAUGGGCAAAAAAAAUUGACCUGUUGCUCAGCAUGCUUCCUCCAACAUUCAGCUUUGCCUUUGACUUGGGCACAUGCUUUCCAAUAUUCUUCUCAUAUCUUAACUGUGAGUUCUCUUUCCCAUUUCCCAUCCAUAUAGUUUUGAUACCUUAAUGUUUUCUUUAUUUCUAUUUUGGAAUUUAAAAGAUUCAUCAAUUCUGUAGUGUAGUGAAUAUGUUCUUUCUGAACAUUUGAAAGACAUUUGUAGAUAUCUUAAAGUGUUAUUAUGUAUUAGAUUUUUUUUAUCCUCAUCUGCAAAUACAUCAUAUACUGAAUAUACAUCCACUUCCUCAAUAUCACAUUUUCUGACUCAGUUUUAUUUAUUUUUUUAGAUAUACUAAAUGUUCCGACUGAUAUUAUUGAUUAAUUUUCUAUUUCCUGUCAUUUAGAUUCUAUUAUGACACAUAAACAUUUAAUUAUUAAAUUCAUUUGGGGAGCAGAAAUAUAAUUAGAGGACUGGUCCACCAUUGUGGUCGUAUUUAGUACUUAUUGGAAUGGGUGUUGGUAUUGUUGGAAACCUGAGCUAAAAAUGGUCUUUUUAACCACAUCCACUCUAAAAAAUAGUUUGGUAUUUCCUCAUGUCUUAUCUCGAUUUAUUUUCUAGGCAUUAAAGCUAAUUUACAUAAAUCUUCAUCUAUUUGUACUCCUUCAUUAACAAUGAGAGUCUGCCUGAUGUAUCAACCAUUUACCUCCGCCUACUCUAAUUUAUGAUAUUUAGCAUAUUACUCAAAACCUACUUUUGCAAACUAGACCUAAGAUUUUUGGCCUAUUUUCAGAAAUUUGUUGCCAAACUUCUCAGCAGAAUAUGAACCUGAAUAAUUUUCAGAAACAUUUUGACAUUUGUAAACAAUAUGGCCACCACACAGUAAUCAAUUCUAUUGAGGCAGAGCCUAAUUUACUCAAACAGCUAUAACUUAUAAGUGCUUGAAUGUAUUUGCAUGAAACUUGAAAGGCUUAUGCAGGACAAGAUUCUAAGGCUAUAUGCAAAGCUUGGGCUGUGGCCAUUUAUAGGGGGUGGAGUUACAGUGAGAUGUUUCUCAGGAACCAUAAGUCACAUCAAGCUGAAAUUUGGUAUGCUGCAUCUAUGUGUUAAUCUGCUAGUGGAUUUUUGAUGAUGACCUAAAUAAUGUAAAAACAUGGCUGCCAUGAGCCAGUCAGAUUUAAGCAGGUAUUUGACAAAGUUAACACUGAGCUAUCAUCAUGAAACGUAUAGCACGUUUGGGAAAGGGCCCACUACUAUCUGAUGUAGUCUCACUCAAAUUAGCCACUGGGGCAAUAUUCAUGUUUGUGCAAACAAAACCAAGCAUAUCUCUUGGUAAAAAGAAGUUUACAGUUAAAUUUCUUUUCUAGCAUGAUUGUCUCACUCAAUCCAUACAAAACUGACUUUAACUCCGCCCACUCAAAUGAAAGCGCGAACACAAAUGUCUUCAGUAUAUAGCAGAAAGAACUGUCCUUGCCUUUCCAGUACUUUCGUAGGGGACAGUAGCUGAAAUUAGAUGAAAUAGGAGACAAUAAAGACUAAAAUGCUACAAAAUAGCAUCAUGAAAUUUGAUGUACUGUGCUAGAGAGCUCUGAUUUUGCUGUUAGAAAACUGAGAGAGGUGGAUGAUGGGGCAGAGCCUGAAGCUAUCAAUCAAACCACGAAAGAUUUCCUGGACGAGGCAGAGGAAAUGAUUGACCGGCCUCUGCUGUGAGCAGUAAACAUAAUCUCAGAAUAAUGUCAGAUAAAAUGAAAAACAAUAACUAAAAAAGCUCAUAUUAAUGUUGCUGUGGUGAUGAACACAGUUAACUUGUAUUAAUAACACACAAUACUCCACAGCUACUACCCCUUAACAAAAUGCUGAAAAUGUUUAUUUUAAUUUGAAAUUUAUUUAUUUAUUUAUUUGUUGACUGAUUGAUUAUAUACAUAUAUACAUACAUACAGUGGGGUCCCAAAGUCCCGCUAGUGAAAAUCUGGGAUUUUUUUUUUCUAUUAAUAUUGAAAAUAAAGAGUGAAAUAUUUCAAACAAUAAAUGUUUAAUAUCUUGAAUAUUUAAUAUCUUGAAUAUUUAACGCACUAUUUCUUGGUCCCUAUUUAAAUGUAAACAAAUGUGCGAUAAUGCCCAUGUUAACUGCUUUGUACAAAGGGUCAUAUUUUCCUCAUGCUUAAUCUCUUCUACUGCAAGGUGUUUAGACGGCACGCCGAUGGAUUUGAUCUAAAAUGGAUCAUAAGUUUUUGCAUUUCCAUGCCAGCCUGAGUGCAGCCUGUCAUUAAAGUAAAAAGGGGACAUACCAAAUACUUAGAAACUCUUUUCACUCAAGAUUCUACUUCUCACUCAAGUUGUUGUCAAUAAUUCAUUUGUAAUUAAUUUUUUUGUAUUAAAUUAGAAAAGAAUGCAAAAUAGAAGCAUUUUCACUAGUGCUCUCAGACUUUUGGUCCCCACUGUGCGUGUAAAUACUGGAUAUAUAGGAUGUUCAGGAAAUCUUUAAAGGCUUCAGCCUCUCUCUCUCUCUCUCUCUCUCUCUCUUCUGAGCAAUAUCUAAGUUUAGUUUUUUUCACUAAAUUGUAGCAGACCUGGCUUGCUCCUGGACUGUUCAUAAACCUGAACUAUGUAAAAUCGGAGACUCGUCUUCAACAACCUCGGCCUCCUUUUUAGUCUGCUUUCAGAAGAAAGCACAUAUGUCCAUGUCAGCAGUCUCUCUCUUUACUUCCUUCGUGCUUAGUGUGGAGGCACUCUCAGGGGAGAAGCCUGACCGAUACUGCAGGUGCUGCAGUAUAAACCUUUUAACUGACAGUAGCUGUAAAGGAAAGUGCAUUGUUUUAAUGAACCUUAGAUGGGGAAAAAAAAUUCGGCACUGACAACAAAACAUUCAGGGAUUAAGCCCUGAAGGCUCACCUCUAGCAAUGUCCAUGGACAGUCACUAUUUGAAGGCAAACAGGCUGCACUUCAAAAAGGAUCUGAUGAUGGCUGACUGAGCUGCAAGAGCAGACCUAUGGCCUCAGGUGGAGGAAGGCCAGGAAGGCAGGCAUGAAAGCAUAUUACAUUGGGAGCAAGGACGGUAGAUGGCACUUACUUGUUGCUGAUGGCACAAUAUAGAUAUAAAUACAAUAUAAAUCAAUAUAUUCAGAUAAAUAUUCAAGGCUACAACUGUAGAUUUCCAGUGAAUUGUUUUUUGAUAAGCUGAUGGACAAAGUCUUAAAUCUGUUAAGUAAAUAUAGAAAUGCCAUGAUAAUUUGUGGUGGUGGAUAUUUAUAUUGCUCUAAAUGAUAAUUUGGAUAGAUGGCCAACUAAUAAUAGUUUUUCACUGAUGAAUAAUACCAUCCAUAGAUUUAGUUCUGGUCUUCAGCUUAUUGAUAUUUGGAGAGAGAAUAAUUGUGAUUUCUCCUUGUGUAACGGGUUUUAUAAGUUAUUUUAACUUAUUACAUUUCACUUAAAAUCUCCACUUUUCAAUUUAAUUAUUAGUAGGGGAAAAUUGUUUAAACAAUUAUUUUUCUAUUUCUAUAAUUUUCUGCAUUUUUUGUGGGGUGAUCACCCUGACUAUGUCAUCAAACGUAUCUCUUCAGUGUGUUUGGUAUACGUCUGUAAAGAGGUGGCUGAAAUUCAAGCUCCAGUUAACUGUUAAAAAUGUUCAAUAUAAUGUAAAAAGUUUUUAAAAAUUUGAAUAUGAAGCAAAAUACUACUGGAUAUUUGUACCUGGAUGUUUCGUAGCUAUAUUUUGUAAAUUUGUGAAUGUACAGUAUUACUAUUAAUGCGUGAGACGUUUUGGCACACUACAGCUGCCUGUACUGUGUGUGAGGCUGACUCUCCCUCAUCCUUUCUCUGCUUUUCUGGGUGCACGCUUUAGAGAGACUAAACACAGGCAGACACGAGCAUUGGUCUAACUUUCUCACUACAUUUCGGUUUUAUUCUUCCAGGUCUGUUCUUAUUUGCUCUUAUUAGAGAAGAAUUUUCAUGUUGUUUAUCUGUUUUUAUAUUUGAAGGUGUUUAUCUAAAAGAAAAAAAGGCAUUACAAAAGCUGGUGACAACAGAAAACCAAUUUAAGUAUGAGAUUAAACCAUGGUCAAGAAGUCGUAUUUUCAUAUUUGUGCAUGUUUAUUUGUAUAUUUUUCAUAUGAAGUGGAAAAUAAUGAGUAACGAUAUUCAAAUCUGUUAAUUUGGUAUGUAAUGUAUUUUUUUUUAUACAUUGAAAAACCUUUUUAGAGCAAUUCAUGGUUUUGUAUUUUUUUUUCUUCUUUUUCAUUUUUUCCUUAAAGAAGAAAAACUAUCCAUAUUGUACUACGUAGCUUCUAACUGAAUUAGGUAUAAUCUGAAUUUGAGAUUUAUAUAACUGAAAGCACUUCUAGAGUAAUUCAUUCACCCACAUAAAGAACUGUACAGUACAGUCACUCUGUUUGGUAUACGGCUGAAGUGAGAGAGACUAAAUGCAGGCAGACAUGAGGCUUGGUUUAAUUUUCUCACUGCAUUUCUGUUUAUUCAUCCAGAGUGUCCUCUAAUAAAUGACAUCAGCGGUUGGUACCAGCACCCAAGACUCCUGAGUUUUCCUUCAUAUACACAAUGCAGAGUAGUCAUGGCUGGCUUCUCCACUUGCUCUUGCGCUUACACAAGACCGGCUAUACUUGCAGUCUCACACUGAUUAUUGGCUGAUAUCAGAGGAAUUAAGAUUUAAGGUCACACAGGUCGAACUAGAACCAGCUGUCCUUACAGAUCAGAAGAUCAUUACAUUGACCAUUGUCAUAGAUAGCAGCACCUACAAAAACACCUUUUGUAAAGAAUACUGAAUGUUGAACAAUUCCCUAUUACAUAAGGAUAUUUUUAGACAAAAAGUUAUUGAAAUAAUCAAUUCACAAUUUAAACAAGCAAUGGUAAUUAGUUGAUAUGGUGAGCCUUGGGAAAUAUAGGGUGAGGAAACUAGCGAUUGAAAUUAGUAUAUGAAAUUUGAGUAUUUGAUGUUUGUAGGGGUUCAGUGAAAUGUAUUUUACAGUUAAAUGAGGUAUCCUAUGUUUUUGUUUAUCAAGGCCUAAAUAACAAUUGUGUGGUCCUUCAGUCCUAUGUGGUUCAUCAUGUAACCUCAGGUGACAAAAAAAAAAAAAACAUAUUUCAAUAUAUAGUCAUUUUUUCCAAAAAGUAAACCAACAUUCAGAAACCAGGUGGGAAAAAUAAGUACACCCUAUAAAUCAUUAACAUGUAGAACCACCUUUAGCUACAAUAACAUGAAGUAAACAUUUUCUGUAGGAGUUUAUACGUUUUGGAGAAAUUUUAGCCCACUCUUCUUUACAACAUUGCUUCAGUUCAUUGAUGUUUGAGGGCAUUUGUUUCUGCACAGCUCUUUUAAGCUCCUGACACAGCAUCUCAAUGGUGAUAAGGUUUGGACUUUAACCUGGUCAUUCCAACACCUUGAUUUUUUUCUUCUUUAGCCAAUCAAAUGUUGAUUUGCUGGUGUGCUUACAAUCACCCAGCGGCAGGUCAAUCGUUUCCAAGAGAAUGUUUAUGAACUGACUGAUGGCUCCAGCCUCCGCCCCAUCAUCCAGCUCUUUCAGCAUCCCUGUUUUAAAAUAAUUAUCAUUCUAAGUUUUCAGCAAAAUCAGCGCUCUCUAGCACAGUACUCUCACAUCCACCAGAAACUCCCACAAUUCUGCUCUUCAACACAAGACUUCCACAUUGGACUCAAAUUCCCAGCAGCUUACUGAACUACAAACGACAUCACAUGUUCAAACACGUUAUCCAUUCAUCCGAUCACAAUUCCCAGACUUUAAAGUGACUCACCUGUCUUCAAACUCACAUACACUUUAAAUAAACUGGACUCUCAACAUUCUGCACAAGGUUUCGAGCCUAGCUUUUCUAGUGUCGACUCCAAGCCGACUAUUCUUUGUGCAUGAUAUUCCUGUUUUCUUGAUUCUGGUUUAUUCUUAAACUUCAAAUCUGGUUUUGCCCCUUUAUUCCUGUUUGCUGCUUUCCUGACCUCUUGCACAUUUGUUGAAUACAAGUUGGAUUUCCCCUUUUGUUUUGUCUGGCAUUCUCUAAAUAAAUCCUGCAAUCUCACCAUUGCCACAAGUACAUCAAAUUUCAUGCUGCUAUUUUGAAGCAUUUUACUCGCGUUUAU